CAUGGGUCUUGUAAGCUUCUUGGCUCAGCUCAUCCCCACUCCACGCGGAUUGUGUCUGCUGUCGGAUCCUUGUGAAGUUGUUGAUUUAAAUUCAGUCCCCUAUAGCACCACUCCAAGCUCGCUCACCCACUCUCUUGGUGUCUCUGUUGGUGAAGAAAAUGGUGCGAGCUCCUGUUGUUGAUAAGGAUGGAGUGAGGAGAGGUGCGUGGAGCUUUGAAGAAGAUGAAAAGCUUAGAGCUUAUGUUCAGAGAUAUGGCCCUUCCAAAUGGCGGGAGCUUCCCACGCUUGCAGGGCUGACCCGAUGUGGAAAGAGUUGUAGAUUGCGAUGGUUGAAUUAUCUUCGUCCGGGUAUUAAGCGAGGGAAUUACACAGAUGAAGAGAAUGACUUAAUCUGCAAUCUCCAUAAGAAACAUGGCAAUAGAUGGUCGACCAUCGAUGCAAAACUACCGGGAAGAACAGACAACGAAAUAAAGAACCAUUGGAACGCACACCUAAAGAAGCAACAAUCAUCCACUCAACCAAAACCAAAGCAAUUAACAUCCCAAGUGAUUGAAGCAAAAAGAGAAGACUUUACGGGCUAUUCCUCCACCACAUUUGGGAUUCUAGAGAGCUCAUCUUUGUCCCAACAAACAUCUUCAUGCGAUGACAAUUUCGCCACCCAAAAUUGGGGAGUGGAAGAUCAUGAUCGAAGUGGGUACUACGAAGAUUUCUGGACUGAACCGUGCGUGAGUGAUGUUCUUGAUGGGUGCUUAGAAUUCUCAGCAGACUAUGGAAUUGGUAUCUUUUCGCCACAACAUGAUGCGAGCUACGAUGAUAAUUACAUAGAUUUGUUCUGCUCCUUACUGUAAGUGAAUGGCGCCCAUUUGGGUGUUUCUUAGAUUGUUCUUCCUACUCUAGUGGCGUUAUGAUGAUGCAUUUGGGGUUUGUAAAUUUUUUGUGCCCCAUAUCGUCACAAGUUUAUGAACAGCUUUGAUCUAAUUGUUGGAGUUCGACGAACACAAUU
Molecule: messenger RNA, 1003 nt
Organism: Cucurbita maxima (winter squash)
Lineage: Eukaryota; Viridiplantae; Streptophyta; Magnoliopsida; Cucurbitales; Cucurbitaceae
Product: transcription factor MYB8-like
Exons: 3
Coding region: 159-848 (229 amino acids)
Source: RefSeq, a predicted model, not a curated record